Arctia plantaginis is the source of this 1134-nucleotide messenger RNA. The record is from the annotation of a GenBank genome assembly. Lineage: Eukaryota; Metazoa; Arthropoda; Insecta; Lepidoptera; Erebidae.
AUGUUAGUAUGGAUCAGAUGGGGGGUGCACGGUUCGCCAAUGUGUACACUAGGUGACUUCGAUGACCAGGUGCAGUACUUGCUGGUUAGCGAGAUGCUGGAUCCCGUAGAAAUCCAACAAAUAGACCUAAUGAUUGUUAAAUUUCAAGAAAAGCUACGGACUCGAUGGGAUGGUGCUAAUUUACUUUUGUACGGUUCACUUAUGAUUGGGAUCGGACUUAAGACCAGUGAUGUGGACCUCUAUCUGCGAAUACCUAACUACAACAAUACAGCAGACGCCUACGUUAUCUACGAAACCGCCAAACUAUUGCACACAGAACCUAGCAAAUACAGUAACAUCCAGCUGAAAUAUAACGCGGUAGGGCCGAUGAUAACGUUUUACGAUCAUUCGACUAAACGGUUCAUCGAUGUCAGUUGCAACGGUAGAGUUAGGAUGGAGAAGUUGAGACUGAUUGGCUAUUACCUAAGGUUGGAUAAACGACACAUACAGUUAACUACUAUCGUCAAACUCUGGGCCAAAGUUAACAAAUUGACAGGUGGCACUCUCUAUAGUUACUCUGUGUAUUUACUCGUGGUCUUCUAUUUACAACAGAAGAAAAUGGCGCCUUCAGUUUACGAAAUGCAAGCCAGUAUGCCACCAGGUUUGCUUCGAAAAUAUAACACCGAUUAUGAGAAACUGCCAUUCACGGUGGUCAAUAACGAAACCCUUUAUGAUUUACUGGGAGGGUUUUUUAAAUAUUACGCAGAUUUUAACUACGAAGAGUACUGCGUCUCACCACAUGUCGGACGUCCAGUAGCUAAGAUUGAUUUCGAUAGUGAGAAGACUGCUCCCAAAGAGUUUUUAUUGUAUGAGGAAUAUAUGGAAACAGUGGCAAUCCAACCGAUGGUAAAUGAGGUCCUUUGCGUUCAAGACGUUUUAAGCCAUAGAAAUAUUCUACGAAAGGCUAACGCUGAAUUUGAUUCACACUUUAUAAAUAUAUUCAAAGAUGCUGCGAAAAAAUAUGAUGAGAUCCCUAAAGAGAAGUUUCUCAGGUCCAUAUUUAAGGUAGAUGGUGACAAAGAUAUAUCAAAAGAAGGUGAAAAUGUUGAAGUUUACGAAACUCUGAAAUUAAUAGAUUGUUUUGACAAUGUGUAA